AUGCCUAACCCUAACUUUAAAUUAAGACCAAAAAUAUCAUUUUUGUUCUCAUGAAUUCGUACAAUAUAGGCAAUUCUGACUUUAUCGCUGUGGUAGCUAGUGGAAACUCCAAGCGGUCCCCAGUCGCUAUUCAUUGACUUUGCGGUAUUAUGUACUGUAUUUUGCUGCUUUCAUUUUUUCUUGUAGCUAGCCUGCUAGCUAGUUGUCAACAAUGGGCGAUAGUGAGCAGGUAGAGUGGACGUUUAUGAAAUUAUACCUUAACGAUAUUGGAAACGCUCUUUCAGAUAAAUCUGGAACAUGGAUGUCGAAAAGAAGAAUGGCUGAAAGAACCAGAGAAAUGUUUUGCCGCAGAAUGGGCGCAAUGAACACGCAUCUCAGUGCAAGAGGCGUCGCUACAGUACCUGGUUCGUAUCCAGGCUGCAUCACAUCCGGCCGUGAUUGGGAGUCUCAUAGGGUGGCCCUGCAUUGUCUGGGUUUGGCUGGGGUAGGCCGUCAUUGUAUGUCUUGCCUAGAACCGGCUGCCUAUCAUGAAGAAGAACAGGCAGGGGUGACACCCACUCAAAGGUCUGAGAGGCAGCUGAGAACUCCCCAGAGAAACUCCAGGUGUCAAUGUCCCAGGACGCAUUCUAAACACCUGACAGAAGAAGAGAGGGGCUUUUCUCCUGUGUCUGGGUCUGGGGAGGAGAGCGACAAGGAGGCCUCACCACCAAAAAGGAGGAUCACAAUAAGCAGCUCAAAAAAGACAAGAACCAAGUCUCACACAAAGGAUUAUGAUGACUGUUCUGGGACAGAAUCUGGCAAGCAGCCAGAGAAGAGCACACAAAGAAAGAAAGGGCACAGCAACUCAAAAAAUAAUAAGACUAAUACUCACUGUAAGGAGGAAGAUAAUGACAACUUGUCAGACAAACCAACUGUGGUGGCUUCCCCCAGAAAAAGGAGCAGGCAAUUUAGUGACUUCAAUGUAUUUGAAGCAGAGGCUGAACCAAAUAAUACUGUGUCUGAGCCUGAGGUGGAGGUAGUUGUGGAGGGGGAGACUGAAGUGGCGUCUGCUUCAAAGAGGUGGAAACAGAACAACACCCCCAAAACAACUAAGCAUCAUGCCGAGGACAAAGCUGAGAGUGAACAUUAUGAGUUGGUAGAACAGGCUGACGAGACUCCCAUUAGAAAAAAACUUAGCAAGUCUAAAAAGAUAAGAACGAGGACUCCCCUUGAAGACGUGAAGGAAGAUGAAAGUGACCACUUUGAGACGGAAGUACAUGCUGCAGCUGAAGACACUACCCUGAGAAAAAGACAGAGGAGGUCGAUGGAAUCUAGAAAGAAGAGCUCCAAGAGUCCUUCGAAGAAAGCCAGUGAUGCAGAGAGUGAUGGUGAAUCAGGCAAACAUGUUUCCAAGAGUCUGCCUAAGGACUUACAUAAAGAAGAGAGUGACCAAGAUGCUGAGACAAACUCUAAGAACCUCCGUGAGGAGAGUGACCAAGACUCUCAGACGGAGCCUAAAGGCUUAGGAGCAGAGAAGUGGCACCGCUCUGACCAUCCAGAGGAGGAGAUAGAACAGGAGGUGUUACCUGCAAAGAGAGAAAGAGGACCCAAGAGCAUGAAGACCGUGAAGUUAGAUUCCAACUCUGACUCUGAAAAUGUCACUGUUAAAAACAAAGGCAAAAAGCAAGGUGCCUCGGGUUUGAAGGCACCAAGAGUAAGAUUUAGACCACCUGUAGAGAAAAAGAAAAGGGUGAAAAUACUUCAUAUUUGCAGUUUCUGUGAAAAGGUCCUGCCCAACAGGGAUGCUCUGGGUAGGCACCUUCAGCGUCACACAGGGGAGAAGCCUUACCACUGUGAAGAGUGUGGCAAAGACUACGGCAGCAAAAACACCCUGAAGAUUCACAAUAUGCAGGUUCACCACAAGGGGACAAAGGACUUCAUAUGCAAUGAUUGUGGUCAACAGUUUACCCACUUCACAUACCUCAAACGCCACCUGUACUCUCACACGGACAAGGAAAAGAGGCCACACCUGUGCAAUGUGUGUGGGAAGCAUUUCAUCCAGAAGUCUCACUUGGACCGUCACAAGAUGAUUCACACCGGAGAGAAACCAUUCAACUGCGAACACUGCGCCAUGGCCUUCAAUCGGCCGGACUCCCUGCGGAUGCAUCUGAAGCUACAUGUGUCGGGUAGUGAGGGGCCAAAUCUGGCAGAGCAAGAGAAGACUAAGUGCACAGCGUGUAAGAAGAGCUUUGUCAACCCAAAUUACCUCAAAGUCCACAUGAGAAUACACACGGGGGAGAGGCCAUACAAGUGUGAGGACUGUGCCAAGAGCUUCACCCAGAUCAGUAUUCUCAACGCGCACCGGCGCACGCACACUGGAGAGAAGCCACACGAGUGCAAGGCGUGCGGCAGCUGCUUCACCCGUCGCAAGUACCUGGAUGAUCACAUAGGCAGAAAGCAUGGUUCUUUAGAGCAAAUGAAUGAACAGCAGGAUGAACAAUGAUACCUGAGUUUUUAGGUGUUGUGACUUAAUGUGUGUAACACAUAAUAUAAAUAUUGAAGAUCAGGCAAGGCUGGACUGUUGCCUAGUAGUUUCUCUUGUGAUGUUGCAGGAUGUUUAUUCCUGUCAUGCCAUGAUAAAAAUGCUGUUUUGGCUUUAUAGUGGCGCCCAUUCUGAAAAUGGAUAUGUAGCCUUCGAGAUCAUUCCUUUGAAUCUAUACUAAACUUUGAUGGUCCACACAAUUUACUGUAAUGCUUUAUUGGUUUGCAAAAGUAUGUGGACGGCUGCUAGUUGAAUGGGAAGGCUUUCCAUUAUAUGCUGGAACAUUGCUGCAGGGACUUGCUUCCAUUUAGCCACAACAGCGUUAGUGAGGUCGGGCGCUGGUGUCGGGC
Molecule: messenger RNA, 2871 nt
Organism: Oncorhynchus gorbuscha (pink salmon)
Lineage: Eukaryota; Metazoa; Chordata; Actinopteri; Salmoniformes; Salmonidae
Product: zinc finger protein 37-like
Exons: 4
Coding region: 212-2482 (756 amino acids)
Biological process (GO): regulation of transcription by RNA polymerase II
Molecular function (GO): RNA polymerase II cis-regulatory region sequence-specific DNA binding; DNA-binding transcription factor activity
Source: RefSeq, a predicted model, not a curated record